GCAAAGAAGGUAGCACACGACAGCAGAGUAGAAGGGACAGCAACCAAAAGUUACAUGGAAGAGUCAUGCUUUCUCUUACAUGUUUUUAACACUUCGUCAUGGCUAAACAGUACGACUUCUUGUUCAGGCUGCUCAUGCUGGGAGACUCUGGCGUUGGAAAGACGUGCAUGUUGCGCAGGUUUACGGAGAGUGAGUUUGACCCGACACAUAUUUCCACCAUCGGAGUUGAUUUUAAAAUGAAAACACUAGAAAUAGAUGGAAUCAAGGUGCGAGUACAGAUAUGGGACACGGCUGGCCAGGAACGUUAUCAGACCAUCACCAAACAGUACUACAGACGUGCACAGGGUAUCAUCUUUGUUUACGACAUCACAAAUGAGCCAUCGUUUCAGCACAUAGCGAAGUGGGCCAGUGAUGUGGAUGAAUGUGCCCCAGACAAGGUGCAGAGGAUCUUAGUAGGAAACAAGUCUGAUGAGGAACCCAUGAGGCGAGUGACGAAGACAGAAGGAAGCAAGCUAGCAGAAACCUAUGGAAUGGACUUCUUUGAGACCAGUGCUUCGACCGGCAGUAAUAUCAGUGAGUCAUUCACCCGUGUGACAGAACUGGUGCUGCAGGCUCACAAGAGAGACGUGGACAACUUGUUAGGAUCUCUGGAUGAUUAUCUGGAUAAAGUGGCUCUGGAGGAAGAGAAGGGUAGACAAGAUAAUGAGGAGAACAUUCAGAGAACCUGCGCCUGUUAGCAGGAAGUGCCACGGCUGAUUUUUGAUGAUGUUUUUUUCUACUGUGACUUGAUUCAGCCCUCCUUCACCUUCUUUGUAGAUACUGUGGCCUGUUGACCAGGAGGGUGCUCAACUGGUUUCACUUUUUGUAUGUCUGGAAGUUGCAUGCAGGUAAAUGCAGUAAGCACCAGCUACCAGCAGAGGGACUGAAUAUCUCCAGUUCAUGAAGGCAUUUCUGUAUAUGUUUACUCCAGUGAAACUAUCAAUGCACACACUUAAAACAUUUCCUUUGAUGAAACGCAGUUUUGCACUACUACUUCAUCAAUUACUCUUCAAUUUACUUUUUUCCAUCACCUUUGCUUUCUUGUUGUUUUCCUAUUUAAUUUGUAGCCUACAGUACACAUUAAUUUGUAUUUUAUGGAUUCAUAUCAACAAAUCUGUUUAUUAAGGUGAGAAGAGUAUAAAGGCUACAACAAGGUAGCCAAGGAGGGCAAAGUUUAAUUAUUUACACCUAGAAACUCAAGCCGCGCAGGAAUAGAUUCAUUUACAAAACUGACUUAUUUCCUCAAAGCAAACAGUGUUGUGCCAUGUUCAGUAACAUGUCUGAAUGCAGUACAUGUUUAUUCACCAUCCUGAAUGUAUGUACAGUUUGUUUUAUGAAUGUGACUGGCAUUACCCCCUGUGGCAUUUAUAAGCGGUGUCACACCUGUUUGUAUUAUUUUUUUCAGGGUCGGUUGAGGUGCCACAGCCAUUGUAUUUUUAGCAGAAUGUUUGAAACUCAGUGAUGGUGCAAAAAAAUCAAGUAAUGUAUAAUGUUUUUGAGGUAAAUAAAUUGAACUUUUCAUAUUUAAAGAUAA
Molecule: messenger RNA, 1573 nt
Organism: Thunnus maccoyii (southern bluefin tuna)
Lineage: Eukaryota; Metazoa; Chordata; Actinopteri; Scombriformes; Scombridae
Product: ras-related protein Rab-15-like
Exons: 7
Coding region: 99-737 (212 amino acids)
Molecular function (GO): GTP binding; GTPase activity
Source: RefSeq, a predicted model, not a curated record